AUGAACGUUAAACAAGGUGGCAAAGUUAUAUUUUCAGUUAAACUUCUACAUAAAGAAGAAUCUUCUUCUAUAAAUGAAUCAAAUUUUUCUCGGUUUAUUUGGGAAAUUACUGAAACUCAAGUUAAUGCCGAUCCACGAGAUUGUCCUAAAAUUGGUAUCGUUCAAAUAUCUGAAUCUGACGAAAAUUUUGCAAUCAAGAAAAAACUUAUCGAAUUCUUUAAUAAUCAUAAAUUAUAUAAAUUGAAAUCACUGGAUGAAAUAGAUGAAAUAGGUUCAAACAAAAUUAAUGCAAUUAUUCUUGAUUCUUCAAUUAUCAGUGCCGGAAAGCUUCCGACCAUAUGUAGAAACUUGAAAGAAAAAAUUUAUUUUUAUACUUUUGCGUAG
This is a messenger RNA of Diversispora eburnea, 384 nucleotides long. NCBI's taxonomy places the organism in Eukaryota, Fungi, Glomeromycota, Glomeromycetes, Diversisporales, Diversisporaceae. The record is from the annotation of a GenBank genome assembly.